AUGUCUUUUCUGGAUUUGUUUGCUCUUUCUUCUAAGAAAAAUUGCAAGGUGGCGGAGGUGUUGAUUUGGACCGAAGGAACACAUAGGUGGGAUUUCGAGUCGCUUUUUCUUGGCGAAAACGGUACCGGUACAGCUGCAUGGGCAGCAGCGGCUGCCAUGCCUUGCUGGAACAGAUUCAGCAUGUCGGUUAGCGGUCACAUUCCUUUCAAGUUCGAGAAUGACACAUUCGUUUGGUCUAUUAAUGCGGAGAAGGAGUUUACCGUGGCUAACAUCUCUUCCGCGGUCAACAACUCUAAACCUUUUGGAUGGGAUUCUAUUUUAAUUAGAUGGUUGAAAGCUAUGUGGGAUCUUAAUCUUCCGCCUAAGAUUAAGUUGUUUGCAUUGAGAUUCCUAAUUGAUCGGCUUCCCACUAAGGAUGAAUUAUUGAAAAGAGGUCUUUCUAGCAUUUCCAAUCCGAAUUGUGACUUUUGUGGUAAUGUUUUGGAAUCUACAUCUCACCUUUUCUUUCUUUGCCAAGAGGCGAGGGAGAUUUGGAAUCAUAUUUUCGGGUGGUUAGGCAUUAAGGAGGAAAUCAACUUUGAGGAAUUCUUGUCGUUUGGCGAUUUACAAGAUAAGGUGAAGAAUAGAAAGCGAAUAACUCUUAUCAACUUUGUAUGGUUUGCAACCAUUUGGAGUCUUUGGCUAAUGAGAAAUGCUAUAAUCUUCAAGGAGGAGGGGUUUUGUUUCGAUGUCAUUUGUACUAAUAUAGUCUUUCUAGCUUGGCGUUGGUUGUGUGUCGGAUACCCUAAGUUUAGACCAAGCUAUUACGAAUGGUUUAAACUUCCCUUAUCCGAUUAUGUUAACCUUUAG
Messenger RNA from Vicia villosa (hairy vetch), 849 nucleotides. RefSeq lists its product as uncharacterized. The record is from RefSeq and is a predicted model, not a curated record. Lineage: Eukaryota; Viridiplantae; Streptophyta; Magnoliopsida; Fabales; Fabaceae. The transcript has a single exon. Bases 1 to 849 code for a protein of 282 amino acids.